Contarinia nasturtii (swede midge) is the source of this 1135-nucleotide messenger RNA. It is a transcript of the gene Hacd1, whose product is annotated as very-long-chain (3R)-3-hydroxyacyl-CoA dehydratase hpo-8. Gene Ontology annotation, cellular component: endoplasmic reticulum membrane. Lineage: Eukaryota; Metazoa; Arthropoda; Insecta; Diptera; Cecidomyiidae. The record is from RefSeq and is a predicted model, not a curated record. The transcript has 4 exons. Gene Ontology annotation, biological process: sphingolipid biosynthetic process; fatty acid elongation; very long-chain fatty acid biosynthetic process. Bases 202 to 924 code for a protein of 240 amino acids. Gene Ontology annotation, molecular function: 3-hydroxyacyl-CoA dehydratase activity.
UAAAUAUAUAAGAAAUCGAUGACGUUUUACUUUCAACAUUUCCAUCAAAGGUAGAAAUUUGUUAUUGAAAGGUAACUUCAAUGUACGAGAGUUAAUAAGUUUGAGACUUUGAACUACAUUAACAUACCGUCAUUCGUAAUUCAAUAUUAAAAGUGUUGUAACGUGAUAUUUGACAUUCGUUGGCGAAGAUUCUCGGUAAAAAUGGCUGAUAAAACAAAUAAAUCUCAAAAACCCAAGGAACCAUCAUUUGUAGUGAAGGCGUACCUAUUAGCAUAUAACUUUGGCCAAGUUUUUGGUUGGUCAUUCAUGUUGUAUCAGCUCUUCAAUUAUUAUUUAACUGAUUUACGUAAAACAACGACUUUGUGGGAGUAUAUUGGAACGACCGUAGUUAUUUUCCAAAAUGCUGCAAUUCUUGAAAUUGUGCACGCAGCCACGAAAAUUGUGCGAACCAACGUUGUUUUGACCACUUUUCAAGUUUUGUCAAGGGUUAUGCUAGUUUGUGGAGUUUUACUAGCAACACCAAAUGCCAUAUACUCACCCGGACUUCCACUCGCAUUGCUCGCUUGGUCAAUCACUGAAAUCAUACGAUAUAGUUUUUACGGAUUUAAUUUGCUUAACAUUGUUCCCAGCUUUUUGACUUUCUUACGGUACACUACAUUUAUCGUCCUCUACCCGACUGGCGUUACUGGCGAAUUGUUAUGUCUAUUUUGGGCACAACGAUAUGCUCAUAAAAACAAAAUCUGGAGCAUUGAACUACCGAAUAGUUACAACUUUACAUUCUCCUAUUUCUAUUUUCUUUGGAUUGUGAUGCUUCUGUACAUUCCAUUGUUCCCGCAAUUGUAUUUACACAUGUUUUCUUUGCGCAGAAAGGUAUUGGGAUCGGGUGGUGCAAGUGCGCAAAACUCAAAAGUAAAAUCAAAAUGAGCAACAAAGUUAAAUGUUGUGAGCACAAUUGUGUAUGGAAUUACACAAAUUUGGUGUAUUUAUGGUAGUUAUUCAAUUGACUAAACGAUAUUAUUCGAGCAUUUGGUUGACAUAUUAUGUAAGAUUUUCUUUUCAACUUAUAGAAUACACAUGUUAAAUUUCAAAAGAAAAUGUAUUGGGCUGGGAUUGAAAAAAAUAUUUACGGUAUAUA